ACAGAUGCGCGCGCCCUGCCUCGUGGCGCUGCACAGCGAGGACGCCGCGGCACAACCGGGAGCGCCCCAUCGCUCGCCGCACGAAAGGCAUCGACCACUACCGUCCCAUAGCUAUCAAAAAGACGCUGCCCGCGACUCCAUCAGGCAGCCCCACCGCAAAACAGUGAGCAGUCCGUGGAACGCCGCCGUCGCGACCCCAAGCUAUGGCAUCGACCUGGACGGUCGCGAGCGCCCAGCCUACCGACGCGCGGGGCGACGAGCACACGCCGGCGCCGCGGUAUGGGCACGGCGCGGCCAUCGCCGAGGACAUCAUGACGAUAACGCAUGGGUACUACUUUGACCAUGAAAGGUGCAAGCCCAUGUUCCUGGACGACACGUGGGAGUACCACACGACGCACAAGAAGUGGCGCUACCGAAGUCUCGGUUCCGUGAGGCCGUGCAAGCGCUUCCACGUGCAAUAUGCCUGGGACGCUUCUCACUUGUACUUGUUCGGCGGGACCGAUGGCGGUCUCAGAGUGAACAAGGGCGAGAAUUUUAUUUUUGGCCCUAGAGCGGAGUUUAAUGAUUUGUGGCGCUUGCAACUCAACGAAGAGUCGGCGCGGUGGGAAAAGCUCCACGGCGGCUCGGACGAGACCUACAACGCCGUCGAGGGGCAGGACGUGCCGCGGAAGGCGCACAUGGGCGGCUGCGCCUGCGCCGCCGGCAAAGUGUAUACGUUUGGCGGGCUCUGUGGAGAUGAGAGUGAAGAGCCGGACGGCCUCGAGGCGCUGGGCGAAUUGUGGGCUUGGAAUAUUGGGGAAGCCGCCUGGUCGCGCGCGAAAACGACGGGUUCGAAACCGGACGCGCGGUACGGGUGUGGCAUGGUUUCCGAUGGGGAUGGUUUUUUGCUGACGGGCGGACGAGUGAGGGAUAAGGAGGACGAAGAUGCCCGGAAAUUGUUCGACGACCUCUGGCGGCUAGAUUGUACGACGAUGGCCUGGUCUUUAUUACAUAGAGACCCGCUCCUCAAGCGCGUCGACGCGGCGGUCUGCCGCGCCGGCAACCACCUCAUCCUGUGGGGCGGGAACGUCGCCGAGCAGCCGAUCGCGGCGGAGGUCCCGUGCGACGGCGUUCUGUAUGAUGACCAAUUCAGAGCGUGCGCGCCGCUACCCGUCAGACCGUGCGACGUGCCUUCGGGCUUGACCGAGGCGCCGCCGUUCGGGCGGCUGCACGCGACGCUGGUCUCGAUCCCGGACGGGGCGCGGCGCGUCCUGCUCUUAUUCGGGGGCGAGAGCGUGCACCCGCACAUGUACCACGGGUCCGUCUACGAGGCGCGGCUCUUCCUGCCCGGGAGCAGCGAGGACCCGCCGGACCUCGGGGACCUGUCGCUCGCGCCCGCUCCCGCUCCCGCUCCCGCGCCGGCGCCGGCGCCCGCUUGAGAAAGUACCUUUGUAAAUUCGCAUUUCAGA
Molecule: messenger RNA, 1448 nt
Organism: Pelagomonas calceolata
Lineage: Eukaryota; Pelagophyceae; Pelagomonadales; Pelagomonadaceae
Source: the annotation of a GenBank genome assembly